CAUGGCGUUCCUAGAGCAGCCUCCACCGUUGAGCGCACCGAGCAGGCUAAGCAGAAGGAGCUGCAACAGAUAGACCAGUACAAUGACUUGGUCCGACUCGUAAACACGAAGGUGUCCGAAAAGCAAUACACUGCCGAAACUCUGGCUCUGGUCUUAAAGCUUCUUACCCAAAAUCCCGAAUACUACACCAUCUGGAACCACCGCCGGCUGAUCCUGCAAGACACGUUCAGAAAUGCCCUCGCAGAGCCAUCGUCCGCAGAAUCUUCUCCCGAAUCAACUGCCCUUUCUCCGGGUCAACAGACUAUCCUAGACCACAUCGUUAACGAUCUUCGCUUUCUCGUGCCUCUCCUUCUCAAAUUCCCCAAAUGCUACUGGAUUUGGAACCACAGGCUCUGGCUGCUCGAGCAAUCUACUCAGCAUUUACCAGCCAGUCAUGCACGACACCUCUGGCAAGAAGAGCUCGGCCUUGUUGGCAAAAUGCUUAACCGAGACAGCCGCAACUUUCACGGUUGGAGCUACCGACGUAUCGUAGUAGCACACCUCGAGCAGCUUCCAGCGGCAGAGGUGAAAGGCACGACAAGCAUGGUGGAGCCCGAGUUCGCCUACACGACCAAGAUGAUCAACACCAACUUGUCCAACUUCUCCGCCUGGCACAACCGGAGUAAGCUAAUCCCGCGACUGCUGGCCGAGCGCAACGCCGACGCAUCCGCGCGCCGUGCCUUCCUCGCCGCGGAGUUUGCGUUUAUCCAGCGCGCGCUGUACACGGACCCGUACGACCAGUCACUGUGGUUCUAUCAUGCGUACCUCAUGAGUACUGUUGACCUGCGUACGCCAACUGAUGCACGCAUUUGCUUCGAACUCAAUAGUGGUAGCAGCUUGCCGGAGGAGACGUGCGAGGAGCAGCUUGAGAGCAUCAAGGACAUGAUGGAUGGUGCUGAAGACUGCAAGUGGAUUUAUCAGGCGCUGUUGUAUUGCGCGCUUGCGCUGAAGGCGGUUAAUCCCGACAGCACGAGCGUGUCGGAUAAUGAGAUGACGGUGUGGUUGGCUGAGCUGAGGAAGCUAGAUCCCUUACGCUCGGGGAGAUGGGAUGACUUGGGCAAGAUGCUGAAACUUUAAGUUUGUGGGUUUCUAGGUAGGGUAGACCAUUGAGAAUGCUACUUUGACUGUCAAUCAAUCACUUACUCGGAGCAAGAGCAUACAAAAUAGGUUCAUUGUUGAACGUUUGGAACCUGGCUUCGCCUCAGCUAAAUUAAUGCUUUAAUGCGACACCAGC
This is a messenger RNA of Aplosporella prunicola CBS 121167, 1273 nucleotides long. RefSeq lists its product as uncharacterized. Lineage: Eukaryota; Fungi; Ascomycota; Dothideomycetes; Botryosphaeriales; Aplosporellaceae. Gene Ontology annotation, biological process: protein geranylgeranylation. The record is from RefSeq and is a predicted model, not a curated record. The transcript has a single exon. Gene Ontology annotation, cellular component: cytoplasm; Rab-protein geranylgeranyltransferase complex. The annotation marks the transcript as partial. Gene Ontology annotation, molecular function: Rab geranylgeranyltransferase activity.